Messenger RNA from Cryptococcus wingfieldii CBS 7118, 480 nucleotides. RefSeq lists its product as hypothetical. The transcript has a single exon. The coding region runs from base 1 to 480 and encodes 159 amino acids. The record is from RefSeq and is a predicted model, not a curated record. Lineage: Eukaryota; Fungi; Basidiomycota; Tremellomycetes; Tremellales; Cryptococcaceae.
AUGUCCUCCCCGCCUCCUCCCUCCACCGCCUACACCCUCGCCCCCCUAGUCAUCUCCCCCCGCCUCCUCCGCUCGCUCACCACCAACUCCUCCGCAACCCGCACCUUCGCCCCUCAUUUUAAAGUCGAACCCGACGAACUCUCCAUCCUCCGCGACAGAGCUGGCGGUCUGAUAUGCGGCAAGACCGAAUAUGUGUCCACCAUUUCAUGGCCCGAAGGCACCUGGCUCUCAUCGGACGAAAAGACGGAAGCUGGGGAGUCGGUCUAUCCUCCGCCCGAGACGAGUUUUACGCUCACACCUCUGGGCAUGUCGCGCCGGCUCUUGAGUUCUCUCUCUUCCGACGAGGGUGCUAGAAAGACGUUUGCCUUUCACUUUGAGAGGGAAGAAGAUGAUAUAUGGGUAUGGAGGAAUACAGAGGGAGUGGUCGUUGCUGGGCGAGGCGAGGCGGCUGGGGAGCUGGGGAUCUUCAAGAAGGACUGA